Messenger RNA from Candoia aspera, 1542 nucleotides. RefSeq names its product argininosuccinate synthase 1 (gene ASS1). The record is from RefSeq and is a predicted model, not a curated record. Gene Ontology annotation, cellular component: cytoplasm. Gene Ontology annotation, biological process: L-arginine biosynthetic process; urea cycle. Bases 56 to 1303 code for a protein of 415 amino acids. Lineage: Eukaryota; Metazoa; Chordata; Lepidosauria; Squamata; Candoiidae. The transcript is spliced from 15 exons. Gene Ontology annotation, molecular function: ATP binding; argininosuccinate synthase activity.
GAAGCCUGGUUUCUGUUGCUUUCUCUGCAGCCGAAUUCUUGCAGGCACCGACCCAAUGUCUCAGUGCAAAGGCCUUGUGAUUCUGGCAUAUAGUGGUGGAUUGGACACAUCCUGUAUCCUGGUUUGGCUGAAAGAGCAAGGUUAUGACGUCAUUGCUUACCUGGCCAACAUUGGACAAGAUGAAAACUUUGAAAAGGCGAGGAUGAAAGCUCUGUCCUUGGGAGCCAAAAAGGUUUACAUCGAAGACGUCAGCAGGGAGUUUGUUGAAGAGUUUAUCUGGCCAUCUGUCCAAGCUGGGGCCCUCUACGAAGACCGGUACCCCCUUGGCACGUCCUUGGCUCGGCCAUGCAUCGCCCGCAAGCAGAUGGAAAUUGCCCUGCAAGAAGGGGCCGAAUUUGUUUCUCAUGGAGCUACAGGCAAGGGCAAUGAUCAGAUUCGGUUCGAGCUCACCUACUACGCCCUUUGCCCCCAGAUCAAGAUCAUUGCUCCUUGGAGGAUGCCCGAAUUCUAUACCCGCUUCCGAGGACGGAGUGACCUCAUGGAGUAUGCCAAGGACCAUGGCAUUCCCGUGCCUGUCACCCCAUCUAGUCCCUGGAGCAUGGAUGAAAAUCUUAUGCAUAUUAGCUAUGAAGCUGGUAUCUUGGAGAACCCCAAGAACCAGCCUCCCCCUGGCAUCUACACAAAGACCAGAGAUCCUGCCACAGCUCCCGACCUUCCGGACAUCUUAGAGAUUGAAUUCAAGAAAGGUGUCCCCGUGAAGGUCACAAAUGUGAACAAUGGGGCUGUUUACCAUGCCUCCCUGGAGCUCUUCAAUUACCUGAACGAAAUUGCUGGCAAGCAUGGCGUUGGGCGUAUUGAUAUUGUGGAGAAUCGGUUUAUUGGGAUGAAGUCAAGAGGUGUCUAUGAGACUCCGGCCGGAACGAUCCUCUAUCACGCUCACUUGGACAUAGAGGCCUUCACGAUGGACCGCGAAGUGAGGAAAGUCAAGCGAGGUCUGGCCUUGAAAUUUGCCGAGCUGGUGUACAACGGUUUUUGGUUCAGCCCCGAAGGCGAAUUCAUCUGCAGCUGCAUCAGCCGUUCCCAAGACCGUGUGGAAGGAAAAGUCCAGCUCUCUGUCUUGAAGGGUAAUGUCUACAUUUUGGGAAGGGAGUCAAGCCAGUCCCUGUACAACAAAGAACUUGUAAGCAUGGAUGUUCAAGGAGGUUACGAACCAUCUGAUGCUACUGGGUUCAUCAACAUCAAUUCCCUUAGGCUGAAAGAAUAUCAUCGACUCCAAGACAAGGUCAGCCUGGCGCAGAAUUAAUGGCAAUCAAGAGGACCAAAAGCAUUUUCUCUACCCUUCUGCUAAUUUCCUCCUCGGUCUCAUAAUCAGGGCCGUAAUUGGCAAUUGGUACCCAUCUUCCCCAGCCGCGUUUUGUGAUGUGCUUCAGUGCUGAGGUGGCUGGCAGAAAAGCAGAGCGUAUUCCUGUGAAUGGAGAUGUUAUUAAAAUAUUUGUCAUUAUUUCUCAAUUCUAAUGAGUGGGGCCCUCGCCACUCUCCUUC